This is a messenger RNA of Lobosporangium transversale, 3631 nucleotides long. RefSeq names its product E1-E2 ATPase-domain-containing protein. The coding region runs from base 98 to 3553 and encodes 1151 amino acids. Gene Ontology annotation, molecular function: P-type divalent copper transporter activity; ATP binding; copper ion binding. NCBI's taxonomy places the organism in Eukaryota, Fungi, Mortierellomycota, Mortierellomycetes, Mortierellales, Mortierellaceae. Gene Ontology annotation, cellular component: membrane. The record is from RefSeq and is a predicted model, not a curated record. Gene Ontology annotation, biological process: monoatomic cation transport; copper ion homeostasis. The transcript has 2 exons.
ACAACCUCUUAUUACUUCCUGCCUUCAACCUUACACACUCAGCCACUAAUUUUAUUAGAUCUCACACAGUUAAUCUAAAGCCAACACCAAUCCAAAGAUGCAGAUCGUCACAGAAUCAUCUACUACUAGGUUGGCCAAAGCCACGAUCUCCAUUCAAGGUAUGACAUGCGCAAGCUGUGUCAAGGCCAUCGAGACUGCUCUCAAACAACUCCCUAGUGUUCAAAAAGAUUCUGUUGCAGUCAACCUGCUUGUUGGCUCGGCUACGUUGACAGCAUCGCCCGAUCUCUGUCCACUCACAUUGAUCACAGAAACUAUUGAAAAUGCGGGGUACGACGUCACUGCCUGCAAAUACCUCGACUCCCCGUCUAUCCCAAUUUCAAAAUCCAAUACUACAAGUACAUACAAGGUGUCUCUUCAUAUCUCGGGCAUGUUUUGCAUUUCCUGCAGUUCCAAGGUUGAAUCCCUUCUCAAGUCUCUCCAAAGAGUCAUUCCACUGUCAGUCAAAGUCUCGCUCGCCACCGGACAAGCUCAGUUCGAGUACCAAGUCCCACAUGACCAACCUUCCAACCUUAUGGCCAACAGUGCCAUUUCAGACAAGAUUCGUGAACUCGGGUUCGAGACAGACAAUAUCAAGAUUGAAAAGGUCUUAGACGAUGAUCAAACUAUUUUUACUAAUACCAAGGAGGAUACUGGUGCUCCAUCCUUCGCAACCACUCGUUUGGACAUUUCUGGGAUGACCUGUGCAAGUUGUGUCAGUGCUAUUGAAUCUUCUCUCGGUAGUCUACAAGGCAUCCGUUCUGUUCAGGUAAACUUGCUGGCAAAAUCGGGUGUGAUCGUGCACGACCCAACUGUGAUUGGAGUACGCGACUUGAUAAGCGCAGUUGAGGAUACUGGGUUUGAUGUUGCAUUAGCAGAGGAUGAUGCUGUUACAAGGAGGGACGGUCUUCAAGAAAAGAUUAAGCGCGAGGAGCUCCUUCUCCGCCGACGUCUUCUGCUCUCACUAGUCUUUGCGGUUCCGAUGUUUAUCAUCGCUAUGGUCAUGAUGAUGAUGCUCCCAAAGUCAAACUCUGUUCGCGUUAGCUUGAUGAGAGAAGUCAUCUCAGGACUCAGAAUCCAAGAUAUUAUCAUGUUUAUCCUGGCUACACCUGUCCAAUUUUGGCUCGCACAACCGUUCUAUAAGAAAGCCUACCGUGCUCUCCGCUAUACCCGCACUGCUAACAUGGAAACUUUAGUAUCUCUGGGAACAAGCGUCGCGUACUUUGCCAGCUUGGGAAGCAUUAUCGCGGCCAUGGCCAAAGGAGGCAACAAGCAUCACUCUGGCGAUGGCAUGAGCAUGGGUAUGUCUAGCACUGGUGUUGACUUUUUCGAAACCGCGGUCUUUUUGGUCACUUUCAUUAACUUGGGUAAGUGGCUUGAAGCCAUGGCCAAGGGAAAAACUGCCGAGACUAUCACCAAGCUUAUGGAUCUCCAACCCGAGACCGCUACCCUUGUCAAGGCAGAUGAAUCUUUAGAAGAGAUUCCUGCGGCCUUGAUUCAAGUUGGCGAUAUCCUUCUAGUAAAUGCUGGUGGCCGUAUUCCUUGCGAUGGGAUCCUCUGGAAAGGGAAUACGAUGGUUGACGAGGCUAUGAUCACUGGUGAAUCGCUCCCUAUCCAGAAGACUGAGCGCAAAAGCAAGCUCAUCAGUGCAUCGAUCAAUCUUUCUUCAGUCAUUCAGGUCAAAGCUACCAAGGUUGGCAAGGAUACUACUCUCUCUAGGAUUAUUCAACUCGUUCAAGAUGCUCAAGCUAGUCCUAAGGCACCUAUCGAAGCCCUUGGUGACAAAAUUUCUGGUGUUUUUGUCCCUAUCGUCAUUGUAUUGGCUCUUCUCACCUUUGCUGGAUGGGCGAUUGCAGGUAGUCUUGGGGCUAUUCCAGAUGGUUGGAUCCCUGAAGGCGAGAGUUAUUGGAUCUACGCUACUUUGUAUGCCGUUGCAGUCCUUGUAAUUGCCUGUCCCUGCGCUCUUGGACUCGCCUCUCCUACAGCGGUCAUGGUUGGUACCGGAAUAGCAGCCAAGUAUGGUAUUCUCGUCAAAGGCGGUGGAUUCGCACUGGAAAUGGCCAAGAGACUAGAUAUUGUCGUAUUUGACAAGACUGGAACUCUGACCACCGGUAAACCUAAAAUGACCGACUCCUGGAUAGUCCCUACAGCCGAUAGGACCCAGUCAAGCAUGAUUCUCGAGAUUCUAGGCAAGGUUGAGGCCGGAAGCAACCAUCCUGUCGCGUUGGCUGUUGCUAAAGGCGCUGCUGAGAUGCUAUACAAGAGCUCUGAUCAACAAGCGGCCGUUCCGAUCGAGGAUGCAUCAGAUGAAGACGAAGAUCAAGAGAAUGAGUCUCGCACGCUGCAGAAGCAGUUCAACCAUGUCAAGGUUUCCCACACUCGUGAGGUCCCUGGACGCGGCCUUUCUGCCACAGUGACUUUGGGAGAUAACCUUACCUUAGAUGGUUAUGGCCAAUUCCGCGCCUUGAACGUCUUGAUCGGCAAUGAAAAAUGGAUGAAAGAGAACGGUGCACAUUAUCCUACUCAGGUGGCUUCAGACGAUCGUAGGGCUGAACUGGGUCGCUGGCAGUCAGAAGGCAAGUCUGUAGUUCUCUGCGCUAUCAGUCCUGCCGCGAACAACAGCGGCCCAAGCGAAGUUUUGACCGAUCGCGUCUCGACUGACGCUGCUACCAUCGCCAGCCAAGGUACUGAUGCUACUUGCAAGUGUGAGCUAUGUGUGUGCAUUGAUUGCAACUAUACAACUAAAUUGGGUACCGUCAAUGUUCCCUUGAUCAUUGCCCAAGUGGCUGUGGCUGACACGGCGCGUCCAGAGGCUGCAGAGGUCAUUGCUGGCUUAGAGUCCCAGGGCAUUGAGACUUGGAUGUUGACUGGCGACCAUCCAGUCACUGCACAGGCCAUUGCGCGUCAACUCGGUAUCAACAAAGUAAUUGCAGGCGUCCUUCCAGAAGACAAGGCUGCAAAGGUGAGGCAGCUCCAGCAAACAGGUCGCUCGAUUUCGACAUCCAAGUGGUCUAAACUGUUCAAGUCUCAGCAUCAUCAAUCGUCGAACCCAUCCGUUGAGCUCUCGCCUAUACAAUCUCAAGCAAUGGCAGGCAGUGAUGAUACCUAUCGCCAACUGCGCCCAGCAAUCGUAGCCAUGGUUGGGGAUGGUAUCAACGAUUCGCCAGCUCUGGCUCAAUCCAACUUGGGCAUCUCUGUUGGUUCUGCGACGGAUAUUGCUAUUGAGGCGGCGUCGAUCGUUUUAUUGCAUGAUACUUUGACUGAUCUGUUGGUUAUGCGCGACCUAGCCAAGACUACUGUUCGUCGUAUCCAGAUCAACUUCAUGUGGGCCUUUAUGUACAACGUGGUGAUGAUUCCUAUUGCAGCAGGUGUUCUUGUUCCUUGGAACCGAUCUGCAGUGAUUGGGCCAACUUGGGCUGGUUUAGCUAUGGCUGCAUCUAGCGUCAGUGUCAUUCUCUCCAGUCUUCGUUUGCGAUCGUACCGUUACCGUGGUAUCAAUCCUAACCAGAAGAAAUAGGUCCUCCCUUAUUCACAUUAAUAUUACGUUAAUUUAGUGUUUGAGCUUUAUAUUUCGCUUAAGGCAAUCACUCUUUGU